Messenger RNA from Botrytis porri, 441 nucleotides. RefSeq lists its product as uncharacterized. The transcript has a single exon. The record is from RefSeq and is a predicted model, not a curated record. NCBI's taxonomy places the organism in Eukaryota, Fungi, Ascomycota, Leotiomycetes, Helotiales, Sclerotiniaceae. The coding region runs from base 1 to 441 and encodes 146 amino acids.
AUGUCGGAAGACCAAGCCGCGUAUACGGAUACAAAUAUGGCAGAUCAAGAUUCAGGUCCGAGUAAGAAUACUUCCAACAUCAAUACCGAAGACUCGACAAUUCCAUCUACAAAAUUAAACUCGCCGUCUACCUCACCGUCGCCACAUAGCAAACCCUGUACUAUAUGCCAUACACCUCGCGAUGUGUUGAUACGUUGUCAGAUUGAUGAAACGAAAAAAUGGCAUUUCGUAUGUACGGGUAGAUGUUGGAAGGAUGUCAGUGGAGGGAAAGUAGAUGGUGAUGGCAAACAUCCAGAGUAUCGGUAUGGAGGGAUGUGGAAGAACAAGCAUGAGGCGGUUAGUGCAAAGAUCAAGGGCAAAGCGAAGGAUAGAAAUAGGAGGAAGGAUGCUGGGAAGUCGGAGGACAAUGUGAAAAAUGGAGAGCAGGAAAACGAAGUUUGA